Anolis sagrei ordinatus is the source of this 1000-nucleotide messenger RNA. RefSeq names its product DnaJ heat shock protein family (Hsp40) member C4 (gene DNAJC4). The record is from RefSeq and is a predicted model, not a curated record. Lineage: Eukaryota; Metazoa; Chordata; Lepidosauria; Squamata; Anolidae.
UCCCUUCCCGAAAGGGGCGGGGCUUACUGGCAGAUGGAGAGUUAGCCUCAAAAUGGCGGCUGCGACCCGCGCGCCGACUAACCCGCGUCCUCCUCCAAAGAGCUAGAGGUGCUCCUCGGACGUUGUUCAGAAAUGAUUUCAGCUGUUCCUUAUUUUAUCUGCCGUUACUGCCAGCAAUGUCAGAGCACCAAACACAGGCACCGGGCAUUUUCGACCACGCUCUGCAAUUGGUUGCCAGCCAAAACCAGCAGCUAUUAUGACUUGUUGGGGAUCAAGCCAGAGGCUUCCUUGGAGGAGAUCAAGCAAGCCUUCUUCAGCAAGUCAAAAAAGCUCCACCCUGACAGCGACCCAGGCAACCCUGACCUGCACAGCCAGUUUGUGAAGCUGAAUGAGGCCUACCGGGUGCUGAGUAAGGAGAGCAGUCGGAGGCGAUAUGACAACAUGCGAGGUGCACAGAUGGCCUGGACUCCCCCGGGCAGCCACAGCUCCAAGGGCAGCCCGUUUGAUUUUGCAGACUUUCGAACCAGGAGCCGGCCAGAGCCCAACGAGAACGUGAGGUAUUGGCAGCAGUUCCAUCAGCCUCCUGUGGAGCCCAUCUCGAGGCCCGAGGCCAAGAAGAGGUUCCGCCGAAACCAGCGGCUCUUUGGCUACUGCCUGCUCAUCAUGCUGGGCAGCCUGACCGUUCAUUAUGUAGGAUUCAGGAAGCUGGAGGAAGUACACAACAGCUUCAUGGACGAAAAGGAUAGAGCCAUUACCCAGAUCUACAAUGAGAACAAAGAGCGAGCCAAGUCCAUGGGCCUUCAGAAGCAGCAGGAACUCUUGCGCCAGAAGCAUGCUGAAUUCUCCCAGCGGUACCGCACCGGCCCUGAACAGCUGCAUGAAGAACCUGGAGCUUUGGACUCGGUGCAGGUCCCACCUCCUCCAAACCCUACGGCUCAAAAGGGCUGAGAUACUGUCUCCACUUCUCUUUUGUGCAAAUAGAACCGUCUUCGCACAGUGA